Messenger RNA from Galleria mellonella (greater wax moth), 9022 nucleotides. RefSeq names its product probable cationic amino acid transporter. The transcript is spliced from 19 exons. Gene Ontology annotation, molecular function: amino acid transmembrane transporter activity. Gene Ontology annotation, cellular component: plasma membrane. Gene Ontology annotation, biological process: transmembrane transport; amino acid transport. The record is from RefSeq and is a predicted model, not a curated record. Lineage: Eukaryota; Metazoa; Arthropoda; Insecta; Lepidoptera; Pyralidae. The coding region runs from base 192 to 2567 and encodes 791 amino acids.
GUAGAGGCGGAGGGUCGCUAGUCGGCCACGCCAGCCGUAGCUCACGCUCGCGACGUACGCGUUAAGAGACAGCGCGCGCCGUCACGCUCCUGCUCGUCGCGACCGCACCGCGCCGCUACUACUCAGCAAGGUCGUGUCCUGUCUGCGUCGAUGUAGGUCACAGGGGGAGAGAUCUUCUCCUCGGCUUCGAUAUGCAAAGUGCACUUCAACGAGUCCAACAAGUUGACUGGGCCGCAGUGAAGCGAGAUGGCCACAACAUAUUUACGAAGCUUAUACGAACGCGGGACCCACGUGAUUCGGAGACGAACCAAGAACUGACUGUACCAGGAAAACAGAGGCUUUCACGAUGCCUGACGACAAUGGACUUAACUUCCCUCGGCGUGGGCUCGUGUGUGGGUACUGGCAUGUACCUGGUGGCUGGCAUGGUGGCCCGCAAGUUUGCGGGGCCAGGAGUCGUCAUCAGUUUCAUCAUCGCUGCUAUGGCUAGUAUCUUCUCUGGUGCUUGUUACGCUGAGUUCGGAGUCCGUGUUCCGAAUACCACCGGAUCGGCGUACAUGUACUCUUAUGUCACCGUUGGAGAAUUUAUAGCCUUUGUUAUUGGAUGGAAUAUGGUGCUUGAGUAUCUGAUUGGAACCAGUGCCUGCGCUCGAGCCCUGAGUGCCUGCUUUGACUCUCUAUGCGAAGGUGCUAUCGCGCGAUAUCUAGCAAGCAAAAUUGGAACAUUAUAUGGAAAACCGCCAGACUUCGUCGCGUUUGGCAUAAGUCUGCUCAUGACUGUGGUAUUAGUGGCUGGCGUGAAGAAAUCAUUGUUCUUUAAUAACGUGUUGAACGCCAUCAACCUCAGCGUCUGGGUGUUCAUCAUGACCGCUGGACUGUUUUACGUAGACCUUUCUAACUGGACGGAACAUAAAGGCUUCUUGCCAUACGGCUGGAGUGGGGUAUUCAGCGGAGCAGCGACAUGUUUCUAUGCUUUCAUCGGGUUCGAUAUCAUUGCCACAACUGGAGAGGAAGCUAAUAACCCGAAGAGAUCUAUCCCAUUGGCUAUUGUUCUCAGCCUUGGAAUUAUCCUUCUAGCCUACGUCAGUAGCUCUAUGAUGUUAACUUUGAUUGUUCCGUACGAUGAAGUGGAUACGGACUCGGCGCUAGUACAGAUGUUUUCGUACGUGCAUGCUCCAACGUGCAAGUACAUAGUCGCCAUUGGAGCCCUAGCCGGACUAACAGUGUCUAUGUUCGGCUCCAUGUUCCCCAUGCCUCGUGUAGUUUACGCCAUGGCACUAGAUGGACUUAUAUUUAAGCAAUUAGCUACAGUUUCGGAAACAUCUGGAACACCGGCGCUAGCUACUAUCUGUGGCGGAUUUGCUGCAGCGAUGGUGGCCUUGCUGAUCCAACUGGAAGUGCUGGUCGAGAUGAUGAGUAUCGGUACACUCCUGGCCUACACAUUGGUGUCGACGUGCGUCCUGGUGUUACGUUACCAACCUCAUUCGACGAACUUAAUUGAACUGCUGCCACAGAGUCUGAGAACCCCUGUGGAACCAGAAGGCACCGCUUCCACUCAACGUGAAACUACAUUUACUAACCGUACUCAGACCCACAUUAUGCCAGCGAGUAGCCAACGCGUUAUGGUGCGACGAGUCACUCGAAGUUCUCCUGACUCUGAUGACACACUGCCUGGGGACGAGAGUGAAGAAUACGGAAGAGAUGACACGUUCCUUAUGAAUACACACACUGAGAAUAAGUUUUACGGUGCAGUGCCCGGCGGUUCAAGCGGGGGUUCGUCGCGCUGUGGUCGCUUCUUCGACGCGCUAUACCGCCAACUCCACGCCAUGUCGUAUUUGUGUCCCGGUCUAUUCCCAUGGGUGGACUGCGGUCCGGCUACUGACCUUUCAGGAAUGUUCGUAAUUAAGUCGGUGGGCGUGAUGUACGUCCUCAUCAUCGUGUUUGACAUAUUCGCUGCAUAUGGAAAUCCUGGCAACUCGACGUUUACAACGGUCGUCAUGAUGUUUCUCCUCAUAGGGAUCAUAGGCAUUCUGCUUCUCAUAUCAAGGAAACCGCAAAACCGAGUGGCACUUAUAUACACUACUCCGGGCCUACCAUUCGUGCCGGCUACUGCAAUCCUGGUCAACAUCUAUUUAAUUUUAAACUUGUCGAUACUCACCCUUGUCCGGUUUACCAUAUGGAUGAUACUUGGUUUGGUGAUGUACUUCAAAUAUGGCAUAAAGAAUUCUACCCUGGAGACUGACCCACCCGUGCCCCCGGCUCCCACCCCACCGACGCCGAGUCCUCUGGAGAGAACGACUAUACCGCCGUGCACGAACCAGAAUCGCCCCACUGGGGACCGUAACAUCUUUGAAGGAGAUGGCAGCGGACUCUAUGGAAAUCUUGAUCAGUAUUCAGACCCACUGCUCACGUGGCACGUAACUGAGCUGGAGCCGGUACAAUCUACCAGUCGCACCAACAACACGGCUUACGUCGAGUCACGUUACAACGCCAAAACCAACAGCACCAGUUCCCAUGCUUCAAGCCGUCCACCAUGGGCCUAUCCGGACUACGAUACAUGGGAUGACUAAGUCAAAUCCUCAAAUUUUAUUAUACCACAGCCUCCAUUCCAAUUUAGUUAAACUUAGGUAAACUCUUCAAAUACAUUUGAUCUGGGUUUAUUUUAUACCUGAAUUCGUCGAAAAUUUUUAUUUUAUAUAACCUUACAAUUUACAAUCAUAAUAUCAUAAUUAAUCGUGAUAAAGUAGAUAAUAAUUGAUGUUAAUUCAAAACGGUCCAUAACCGUACUUAGGAUACAAUGUCAUAAUCAGUAGAUAUGUUUCGGAACAUUUAAAUGUAAUAGAUGUUUGCUACUUCACGUUCAAUAAUACCACUGAUCUUAUAUAUAACUGUCUAUACAUAGUAACUAAAUUACUGACCGGUGGUUAUUAUCGGUACUAUGGCUAGAAAUGACUUAAUAAUCCGUACUUUUGAAACUUUAUCCUACUGGGAUACAUCUUUAAAUUAUAUGUAGUCGAUAUGUUUUUUGGUCUUAACAAGUAUAAUCAUGAAAUUACCACAGAGAACAAUAAAUAUGUGACAGAAUAAAAUUUUUCAUAUUAAUAUUUUUUUAUAGUAGUCCCAUAUGAAAUUUGGUUAACCAUCUUUGUAGUUAAACGAUAAAAGUAGAUAGGUUGAAUAAGGGAAGCGAGUAUAGACUCACGAGACUUGUUUAGGGCGAACUAAUAUAUAUUUUUAAUUAGAUAUGUGUAACUAAUUGUAAAAUGUAUUAGGUUGGUAUAUGCAAUACACAUAGCCAACCGAUCAAUGCACAAAAUUAUUUUCUUAUUUUAUUUUUAUAUUAAAGCUCAAAAUUUUAACCGUACCUAAACAUAUCAGACGAAUUUCUACAAUCUAUAAAAUAGAGGGUUUUCAUUAUUUAUCUCCUACCUAGUUUGAAACGUGAAUGAUUAUUAUAAAUAAGGCAAUAUUUUGUAUGGAAAUAUACUGAAUUGUUUUACGUUGAUACUACACAUUAUUUUUAUAUGAGUUUUAAAGAAAUUGUUACUAUAAUAUAAUAGUUUCAACUAUUUCCAUUUAUUUACCUCAUUGUUGAAUGUUAGAAUAUAAUAGAUACAAAAUUUUAUAUAGACGCUCGAUCCACAGUUUGCUCGCGCUAGAAAUUAUCCUAAGUGUUAAUCAGGGAUAUGAUCUGUAUUAUUACAUUUAAUGCCGCUCUACAUAAUAUUUUGUAUCUACUGCCCUAUUGCUGUUAUUUAGAAUAAAUACUUUUAUCCUAAAAUUGUUGUACGAUAAAUGUUUUGUGUUAAGAAUAUGUUGUAAUAUAGAAUUGUGUUGAGAAUUUCUGUUACUAUAAUAUUACGUUAUAGUGUUAACAUUCGGUAAAUACUCUGUAUAGUUUAUUAUAAACUAACUAACAUGUUAUUGUCGAUACAAUGUAUACCUAUAUACAUACUAAUUAUGAUGAUGAGUAACACCUUCAAUGAAGCAACAAACUAAAAAUUAAUAAAAAUCAAACAACAAUAUCACGACAAAAAGUCUUCCGAUGCUUCUGGUAAUCUAAAGAUAGUAUAGAAAAAUACAACUCGAACAAAACGAUUGAGGUAGAAAGGUAGGAAUCCAUUUAAAUUAAAUUUAGUUUCAAAGAGUAGAUCUUGAAUAAAAACAUAUUUAACAAUUUUUAAACCCUUAAUUCAAAUCCGGUAACCCGUGGCACGUAGGGCAUCUAUGCAGAUUUGAUACUGCGCGUGAAAGAGUGGUAGGAAAGAAUACUAUUGAUGUUGCCAAAUUUUACUGCACUAUCCUUAAUGUAUAACAGUAUUUGAGAUCAGUUUAUAAUAUUAUAGGUAAUAAAAAUUAUAAAAACACUAUGAAUUUGAAUUAUAUACACUUAAUCAACCAAUAAACACUCCUAGUGUGAUUUUGUAAAUGUUUACUCAGUUGAUAAAGAAGCGCACCUAUGUGCGCUUCCAUGAUCAAACAUUUUCUAGGAAGCUUUGAUCUUAUACAGGCAAUUGGUUCAUAAAAGCUCCUAACAAGGUUUUUGUCAUGUAUACCCAGUCUAUACACAAGUGUAUCUAGGAUAGUUUUGGUCAUAUACGCCCAAUAGACACAUAAACGCACUUAGGACAAUUUUCGUCAUAUACACCCAAUCAAUACAUAAGUGCACCUAGAACGGUUUGGUUAUAUACACAAAUUUAUACUCAAAAACACCUAGGAUUAUUUGCCCCAUAUACACCCAGUCGAUACAUAAAUACACCUAGGACAACUUUUGUCAUGUACACCGAGAUGAUACGUAAGAGCACCUAGGACGUUUUUUGUCAUGUCCAUCCAAUCUAUACUUAAAAGCACCUAGGAUGUUUUUUGUCAUAUACACGCAAUCCGUACAUAAACAUACCUAAGACAUUUUUGUCAUGCACACCGAGUCAAUACAUAAGAGCUCCUAGGAUGUUUGUCAUGUAUACCCAGUCGAUACAUAAACUAACCUAGGAUGGUUUUUGUCAUAUACACCCAGUCGAUACAUAAAAGCACCUAGAACUAUUUUUGUCUAAUAUAUCCAAUUUAUAUUUAAAUGCACCUAGAACAGUUUUUGUCAUGGAAUCCCUACAUACAUAAAUGCACCUAGGACAGUUUUUGAAUAGAUACAUAAGAGUUUCUAGAAUUGUUUUUGUCAUUUACACCCAGUCGAUACAUAAAUGCACCUAGAACGUUUUUGUCAUAUACAGUCAAUAUAUAAGCUCUUCAUGAUCACCAUGGUAACGCGAGUACCUUUGAAGAUUUAAUACUACUACUCACAUAAAGCGAUGCCCUCUGCUUUUAAGAGUUGCUGUACCACCUACUUUAUAAACGACAACCAUUGACGUGGCUUUUCAUUCACAUCGUAGCAAUGCCAAUUAUUGCAUUAAAUGUUAUCCGACUGUUACCCACUCUUAAUUUUUCUCGCAUUGCCAAACCUGCAAGAACCCUAUGCAAUGCAAAGUGCCCAUUACAUCACAUUUUGUUUUUCAAUCCUAAAAAUUUUACAUAUAAAGUAGUAUAUAAUUAAUAGCUAUUACUUUCUAAUUGUACGGCUAGAUAAAACGAUGGAUGACCUUUCAAAAAGGGUAAGGAGUCUAGUGCAAGUAAUUCAAAAAUAUUUUUCUUGAUACGUAUAUCGGUCACGUUUCGCAGGUUAUAUAAUAUUUCUGCAGUGCAAACCGAUAAGUACCUAAUGUGAUAUUAUAUCUAUGUUUGAUAUCAACUUUAUUUUCUAUUAAAAUAAAAUUGAAAUGAAUUCCAUAUAGUACUAUACCAUAGACGGUACUUUUUCUAUCUAGUAGGUAUUGUUUUUUUUUUAAUUAGCUACUACAUGAUAACAUAUCCUAACAAGCGAUAUCUAUUUGUAUUUUCUAAUAAUUUUAUUUUUUAUUAAUAUCUGUUCGUAUAGCCAUAUUAUACCAUAUUUUGAAGACAAGGUACAUAAGAAUAGUAAAGAUUAUUUACCUUUUUGUUAUACUUCAUAGACUUUUAUCUCGAUUAAUAAAUACUCAGACAUUUUCAUUUGUGUAUUAAUAGAAAUGUAUGUGAACUUUUAUAUAUCUUUAAUGUAAAAAUAAUUUAAUAUUCAACAUAAUACAAUAUAAUAUGUUAUAUACAUUUGUGACACCACAAACAUGAUUAGUUUAGAUUAUAUACGUUCAUGUCUAAUAUUGUACUAUAUAUAUACUUAGGUAUACCUAAAUUCUAUGCUGACUAUACAUUAUUUACAAUUGCCAAUGAAUAACUUAUCCAAUCUCACCCAAUUCUCCUGUAUGAUAUUCUCACAAAUGUGAUAUUUUAAGUAAUAACUAUUUUAAAACUAAUAUUAAAGCUUUUGGAUAAAGCUAUGCUGUUUUAAAAAUUUCAAUAAUGGGUCACUCGUUAUAGGAAUAUUAUUAUGUAUCAAAAUUUUUCAUCUAUAAAAUAUGUACAUACAGGAUUAAAUUGAAAGCAAUAGCAUUCUUUAAGCUACUGUUCUACCAGUAAACUAAUAAAUUUUCCCAAAACAAAAAUGGAUCCGAAAAUCUGACAAAGAAUUAUCUUCCCGUAUUUACAUGAUGCGUCCAACUGUCAAGUUAGUAGUUAGAGGAGACUCAAAACUGUUGUCCACCCUUUACACACCAAAAAGGUUCCUUUUGGUAAAAUGUUUGGUUCUAUUGGUGAAAGAAUGUUAAUGAAUUCGAUUACAUCCUGUAUAAUAAAACACGCUAAGGCUAAAGUUGGUAUUGCUAGAUAUCGUAAGUCUUAGACAUUCUUUGUAAGUACCAAACUUCAAGGCCCUAUUUCCACUCCUUAAUAUUAACAGUACCUAUUUACUAAAAGUUUAUUAACAUAAUAACAAAUACGUUAAUUUGAAUGUAAAAAUAAAAGCUAGGCCUAAAUGAGCUAAAAUAAUGUAUAUAUAAAUUAUACCUAUAACCAUUGUGAAUUUAUCCAUUUUACAGUAAAAACUAGUUCACAUUUUACAAUCACCAUUUUCUUUGAUCUAUUGAAAUGUAACUAACCACGUGGCGAAUGUAAUUGUUUAAAUAAUUCAAAUAGACAUUAUAAUUCGAAUUAAUUAUCAGUAACCAAACAAUUGUUCAUGCAUAUGAACAUUAAUUAUAAAAGUACUGAAUGAAAAUCAUCAAAGAAAUAUUUAAGUAAAUCAUUUAAAUAUUGAAUGAAAUAUAUUUGAAAUACAUUUGAAUACUAAUAAAUCGGAAUAUCCUAUUGAUGCACUAAUCAAUACUAAUUCGAGUAGUCUGUAUGUAGUUUUUUGAAACAAUCACUCAUUUUUAAUUAAGAACUUCUCUCAUAAGUAUCAACUACAUACAUAUCUAUGAGCCUUUUUCGUUGAUUAAAUUUAAAUGACACCGCAGUAAUUAACUUUUCUAAACAUAUUAAAACUAGUUUUAAUUAUAUGUAAUUUAAAAUUUAGAGUCAACGCACUCAAUGAACAGUUUGUCUGUUGGUAAUAUUUCUCUUUAUGUAACCUAAGUAAAUAAAUACUGGUAAAUUUAAAUUUUAGAGGUUUUAUUAUGACCGUUCUAAAGUUUAAAGCGAAGAUUACUUAAAAUAUGUUAACUAAAUAUGGUACUAAACGCAGGUUUAAUACUAAUAUUUUUUUCUAUCAGCCAAUCUUUACGAUUAUUCCAUAUCGGACUUAUAACGCGAAAAAACAAAACAAAAAUUUGUCCUCGGACGAAGGAGUUAUGUCCUUCGUCCCCGACUGCCAUUAAAGUUCAUCUCCGAUACAAAAUGCAGUGGGGGUAUUAAAUUUAUAAUAAUGGAUAGGCCUUAUUCGUAAAAUAUUGUUGUUGUUUAAUAAAUAAAUAGUCAUUGUUGGCUGUUCUGAGAGACGCAUGCAUGACUAAAGUAGCGAGGUGUGUAUUUUAUAGUAAAGUUGUUAAUAAGUUCGGUGACAUCAAAAUUGAUUGAUAACGUAUGCUUAAUUAUGUAUAAUUACUAAUAUAUCAAAUGUUAAAUGUCUUCGUGUGUUAAUAAGAUCGCAUUUUCAAUACGAGGUGCCACAAAUAAGUCUAUUAUUUUGGAGGGCACGAGGUAAAAAUAUUCAAUCUCAUCGACACACCAGGAUGUCAUCAUUAUCACUCAAUAAAUGUAUUCUACUUACUAACAUAACUAUAAAUAAUAUAAGCAUCUAUAUCGAGUGUAGGAUAUAAAUCUUACAUGUCACCAAACAAAUGAUAAUGCACCUUAACGUAAUCCUAUUAAGAAUAGUUUUUAUAAAUGACUUCGUAAUCAUAAGACCAUGCUCUUAGUAGAUACUUUGACAGAGAGCAGCGCGAUGGUGCCUCCUAUUGUAAAUGCUCUAGGCACUAAUGAUAUUAGUGCCGUUUAAAUAUUAUGUGAUCACCACAUUGGCAUUUGAAUCGAUGAUUAAAAAAUCUCACUAGGUAACUUUUCAUUGAAAUUUGAACUUUAAGUAAAUGUAUAAGGAACGAAAUAAAUCUGAGUAUUUAAAUGCACAAACAUAUAUUCGCAGUUUUCAAAUUUCAUUGAACUAAACAACAAUAAAUCUUAAUAUUACUACGAACAUUUUGAGUAGUUGCGAAGGAUGUGUCCCAAAUCGCUAUUAUACAAUCUAAAGAUUUUUAAAACACCAUUUAAAAGUGUAUAUUAUAUACUUUUAACACUUUCAUUUGAUUUCAUUGGGUUCAUCCAAUAAAAAAAAAAUUCGACGAAAUUUUCAUGUCAUAGAAAGAUUUAUUGAUAUUAAUAGUAAUAUUUAUAAAUCAUUACCAGUGUAUGUUCAGAUUUACCUUCGACUUAUCAUAUUUUACAAUGACAACAUACAUAAACAUCAAUUAGCAUACAGUCUAAUUUUAAAAUAACGUAACAUUAAAUAACCAUAUCCUUUUAUUGUAAUGUUACAGUGUUGACAUAUUAAUAAACGUAAAAUUCGUUUCUGAGGCAUUAUAUGCACAUAUAUCAUAAUUGAAGUUAUUUAUCAAAUUUAUAACAAUAAUAACAGACAUAUUCGUUGAAUUUAUAAUUAAAAAGGCCC